This is a messenger RNA of Pygocentrus nattereri (red-bellied piranha), 2874 nucleotides long. Its product is annotated as histone H1-like. The transcript has a single exon. Gene Ontology annotation, molecular function: DNA binding; structural constituent of chromatin. The record is from RefSeq and is a predicted model, not a curated record. The coding region runs from base 1606 to 2214 and encodes 202 amino acids. Gene Ontology annotation, cellular component: nucleosome. Gene Ontology annotation, biological process: nucleosome assembly. Lineage: Eukaryota; Metazoa; Chordata; Actinopteri; Characiformes; Serrasalmidae.
GUAAAACUAAAACUUUGAUGUAACUUUAUUUAAUUAGUAAUGUUUUUCCACAUCAUCUGGGACUUCGGAGCGGAGGACAGGGAGCUCUGGGUCCCGACAGCCUCAGGUUUAUACAGUAGUCCGAGUAACAGCUGCUAUAGCCCUGAACUCCGAGAUCAUGAAAGUCAGUGUAGGGCAAGGCCUUUGACUUCCAAAGAAAACAGUGAGUAAUAUGAUCUUUCCUGCUAGGCCACAGGCUUACGCUGUAUAGAGAGGGACUGAUGGUGGGUUUAGAGCUCGGCUUUAGGCCCUGGGCUUAUAGUAAAGUUAGAUGAGUAACAGUAGCUCCAGUUAAAGAACGUCAAAGUAAGCUUAGGGCAGGGCAUCAGGCUUGUGAUGGAGUGAGAGUGAACUGAGAUGUAUCAGACUUCUGAUAAAAUGAGAGAACUAAAAUGAGGUGCAGAGCUCAGCUUUGAGUCCAUGUCGUAGAGUAGGCCAAAUCAGACUUACAGCCAGGCCUCAGGCUCAUCAUGCAGUUAAAGCCAUAGCAGAUUUAGAGCGAGGCUUUAGGUUUAUGGUGAAGUGAAAAUAUAUUUAGUUCAAGAACUUUGAUUGUUGCUGAGGUCAAAGUAAUCAAAAGCAUGACAGAAGCUAAGACAUGGGACUAUUAUGUAGUUGGAGCGAGCCAUAGGAGUUUUUUUGGGCCAGAGCUCAUGCUUAUGGUGAAAUUAUAGUGAGUGAAGGGAGAUGUUGGAAGUCGUCAGGCUUGUGAGAAGAGUGAUUAAAAGCUGGUAUGGAGCUGGGCCUUAGGCUUAUGAUGUAGUCUGAGUAUUUCACUGCUAGUUCCCACAGGGUUGAUGAUGAGUUCAGACUAAAUCAAGUUAGGAUCAGAGAAGAGUGAGGUUUAUUUCUAGUAAGAUUAUAAGAAGUUUAUGGUUACUUCCCACUAGGGUGAGGGAGAAAUUAGAAUAAAGUUAAUUAGGGUGAGAAGGAGCUUGGGGUUUAUUUACCACUGGUGAAGUCAAAGUUUAUAUAUAGCGCUUUAUACACCAGCACAUCAGCAGAGAGGAGCUCUGCCCACGGCGCCCGCUUGCUUACGCGUGUGUUUUACUCGCUCCAAGAAAGCUCGUUUUACCCCUGAUAAACGGGGCGCUUGACCGCUCGUUUUUCUCCCGCGCCGUCGCCGAGGCUCUCCCCGAAUGAGUCGUCGAGCUGUCCGAAGGCUCACGUCGCCGUUUACUACCAUUUUCCACCGAUUAUCGCGCCAAAAGCGCCGCAUCUCGUCCGGAGCGGCGACCGCGCGGCGCCUGUUUGAACGCGCCCUGCGAAACGAGGCGUCGCUGCGCGCUCAUUCCCGGACUCGGGACACACGACAGAAACUCUUCUAGAGGACUGAGCCGUUGGGCGCUCAACAAUCGGCGCAUUCGCUCUUAUUUUACCCGAUAAAUAUCACGAGAAAACACAAGUGCGAGCUCGUCACUGAGGCACGGCUGCACAGCGCCCGCCGGGUUGAGUCUACACCGUUCUCGUGUGGCUUUUAAGGGGCGGCCCGUCGCCUGAGAGGGAGGUUCCUCUGAACAGCGCAGCUCCGCUCAUUCUCGCUCCCCUCGCAGCAAAAGCAGAACGAUGGCAGAAGCCGCUCCCGCUCCAGCCGCCGCCGCGCCGGCCAAAGCCCUCAAGAAGAAGCGCGCCGCCCCGCCCAAGAAAGCCGGCCCCAGCGUCGGCGAGCUCAUCGUCAAGGCUGUUUCGCAGUCUAAGGAGAGGAGCGGCGUGUCUCUCGCCGCCCUCAAGAAAGCUCUGGCUGCCGGCGGCUACGACGUGGACAAGAACAAGUCCCGCGUCAAGAUCGCCGUCAAGAGCCUCGUGACGAAGGGCACUCUGGUGCAGACCAAAGGCACCGGCGCCUCGGGUUCCUUCAAGCUUAACAAGAAACAAGCCGAGCCCAAGAAGAAGCCGGCAAAGAAAGCGGCGCCAAAAGCCAAGAAGGCGGCCGCCAAAAAGCCCGCCGCUGCUAAGAAGCCCAAGAAGGUAGCAGUGAAGAAGCCCGCGGCCGCUAAGAAGUCGCCGAAGAAAGCCAAGAAGCCGGCGGCCGCCAAGAAAGUCGCCAAGUCUCCCAAGAAAGCGAAGAAGCCCGCGGCACCGAAGAAGGCGGUCAAGAGCCCGAAGAAAGCGAAAGCGGUCAAACCCAAAGCUGCCAAGCCCAAGGCGGCGAAAAAGGCCCCCAAGAAGAAGUGAACUCGCCGUUUUACCUUCGUGUCCCGUAAUUCCCCCUCAAAAACGGCUCUUUUAAGAGCCCCCCACAUUUCCACUCAAGGAGCUCGGUUUUCUUUCGCCCUGCACAAAAUCAUUAUUUCUUAAUAAAAUAAUCCCACAGCGGGGAAAUUCUCCCUGUUACAGCAGCGAACGGGCAGCGAGGCACUCGAGUGAAAGAAUUAACAAGCGAGUAAUUAACUUGGAGUAUUUAAGGGUUUUUACUUGCUAAUGUGUAGACAAUAUAAUUUAUAUAUUUACUUUGUAACUAUAUAUUUUUUCUGAAAUUCACAUGGAAUAUUGCACGAGGCACUGGUUUAUAUCACACAUGGGACGGUGAGGAGUUACUAUAUAAACUAUUUCAAUAGAAGCUCAAGAAUAUUUAACAUUUAGUCUAUAGAGGGAUUUUUAAAUAUUGUACACGGAGCGUUGAUUAUAUUGCACAGGGGAAAUGGUGAUAAAUUCACAGUGUUCUGUAAAUUGUGAUCAAUACUGAAACUACCAAGCUGCCAUUUGCAGUGACAUGGAUUAGGAUUAGAGCGGGAAUGAGGCGGGAAAACAAGUGUAUAAAUUUGCAUUCAUGUGAUUUUGUAUUGAUUAUGUAUUUGGAUUAUUUCAUAAAGUUUAUUUAAAAAGGAAAACAAG